AUAAAAUAUGCAAAAGGCAAACAGCAAACGGUUUAUGUAAUGACAAAAAGCACGUGCACAAUUUAGAUAACAUCUUCUUACGUUUCCAAUUUAGUGGCUUUUAAGGUUAGUGUUACCGUCGCUUUAACCUUAUCUCAAGUGCCAUUAAAAACAUCCAAAAAUCUCAACAUGUUUGCCAUUAGAUAUUACAAUAAUAAACUUAGGUGACAUUCAGCACGGAUAACCUUUACUAGGAUGCUUUUUUUUGACACGAUGAGACACGAUAGAUAAUAUUUGUCAGGUGUGCUUUGCGUACAAAUAAAGCAGUUUCCAAUACUAUAAGUAAAGAUUCUCACUCCAACAGUAUAAAUAGGUGCCAUGGGGACGAAUGCAAGCAUCCCGAAAUCAAAUCAUAUAUCUCUCUUGCACUCUUUAUAUCUACCUUACUCCCUCUUCUUCUGUUAAGAAAAAUGUCAAACCCUCCUUACAUCAAUGCUGCAUUUCGUUCAUCAAUAGAAUAUGAAGUGUAUUUCUUCGCCAAGAACAUGUACGUGCGGUUGCAUUACACUCCCGGAGGAACUGAUGACAAGAUUUUGACCAGUCUGCGUUUGAUUAGUAGUGGUUUUCCAUCACUUGCAGGAACGCCAUUUGCAGAACCUGGAAUAGACUGUUCCUUUGACACUGAAGCGAGUGAAGCAUAUGUGUUCUCCGGCAACCUCUGUGCCUACAUAGACUACGCUCCAGGUACAACAAAUGACAAGAUACUCGCAGGUCCUACAACAAUUGCUCAAAUGUUUCCUGUCCUAAAAAACACGGUGUUUGCUGAUGGCAUAGACUCUGCAUUUAGAUCAACAGAAGGAAAAGAAGUUUACUUAUUCAAGGGCAAUAAGUAUGUUCGAAUAGCCUAUGAUUCGAAGCAGCUUGUUGGCAACAUUCGCAACAUCAGUGAUGGGUUUCCUGUUCUGUAUGGUACCAUCUUUGAAAGUGGAAUUGAUGCGUGUUUUGCUUCUCACGUGGAGUCUGAAGCUUACCUUUUCAAAGGAGACAAGUAUGUGCGUAUCAAAUUCACUCCAGGUCAAACAGAUGACACUCUUGUCGGUGAUGUCACGCCUAUCCUUGAUGGUUGGCCCGUUCUUAGAGGCAUUUUGCCUGUCAGCUAAACAAGCCUUCACUCUCAUGCAUCAACCACCUUGGCCUCGUCACAAUCAAUAAGGCUUUCAUUUCCAACGUUUGUUUUCUUUGUCUUUAAUGUAACAUUAGGAUUGGAAGCAUAUUUCCUUUCCUAACGUAACAAGUCUGAAUGUUUGUCUUUCCUUUUCUGUACAGCAUGUUUGUUUCCUAUCAUCGUGUACUUUGUCCACUUAAUAAAACUGGGUGGUUUGGUU
Vigna angularis (adzuki bean) is the source of this 1364-nucleotide messenger RNA. RefSeq names its product albumin-2-like. The transcript has a single exon. Lineage: Eukaryota; Viridiplantae; Streptophyta; Magnoliopsida; Fabales; Fabaceae. The record is from RefSeq and is a predicted model, not a curated record. Bases 450 to 1139 code for a protein of 229 amino acids.